This is a messenger RNA of Lobosporangium transversale, 2758 nucleotides long. RefSeq lists its product as hypothetical. The coding region runs from base 30 to 2741 and encodes 903 amino acids. The record is from RefSeq and is a predicted model, not a curated record. The transcript is spliced from 5 exons. Lineage: Eukaryota; Fungi; Mortierellomycota; Mortierellomycetes; Mortierellales; Mortierellaceae.
CACUUUCAAAUUCAUUCCUUUCAUUUCUCAUGUCUCUGAGGCUAGAGCAACCCAGGAUUGUCGAUAAGCGAAAGACCAUCAGUGGGACGACGGAAUAUCUGAUUUCAACCACACAAGAAUGGGUCUUAUCAUCCACUAGCCGGCUCAUUAACCCAGAACUUGUUGAACUUUAUGAAUGGCUCCUCAAUUCUGGAUACCGUGAGGGCACCAGUGUUUUUGCCACGACCUACAAAUCACAUGUUACAUCCAUUAAGAGCACAAGGAAACGACAGCAAUCGUCGUCGACAUCGUCGAUAGCGACUACGUCAUAUCCGGCAACAGAAAUAACGGCAGAGACGUCAAUAUCAACAUCGAAUACAAAUAAAAAUGCUAAUGACUGUAAUGAUGAUACACUGGUAAAAAAAGAAACUCCAGAGAGUGCUGGAAUAUCAAGGAAUAACGAUGCUCCUAAAAUUAAGGAUGAGCCUCAGGAGGAGGAUGGUCAUGGAAGAAUUAAGAAGCAACGUUUAGAUGGAAGCUUUGUCGAGGACAAAUUGGAUCAAUUGUCCAUUUCACAGCCACAUUCCGAACGAAUAGUACCUAUAAAAACAGAGUCAUCGAGCCUGAAUGAAUUUACUACGAUACUAGAGGAUGCUGGAAUUAAAUCUAGGGACGAAGAAAAGCAACUUCUGAAGGAGUUCAACAGGAAUACAGAGCAGAUGAUUGAAGUCUAUUUCAAAGAAGGAAUGGAUGCUUCUGGUGUCGAGAUGUUUGAUACUCUACUGGGACCUUACCGUCGACCCACAAAAGAGUUCAUAGCUUCUUUCUUUUACGCGGUUGUCCUCUCGCCGCUGACGGAGCCCGCAACCAUCGAAGCUGCUAUCCAUGUCCUCGACCGUACAUUCACUCUUCAUGGACCAGAGCCUUUUCAAGAUAUUUGGGAUGUACAAAAGCGGCGACGCGAAUUUGCAGACGGGACUAGCCCAUUUUCACGACAAUUCUUUCCAACAUCUUCAGGAUCAGGAUCAGAAAUAGAAUCAAACAUAAGAGCCUGUAUUAAUGAAGGCAGCAGUGGAGAUACUACUUUCAGUAAAUUAUCUACAACACCAGUUUUCACAGGCCGUCUGCCCAGCUGGAACAACAUCUGGGAUUUGAUUAGGGCUGAAUUUGGAUUGGAUACGAAGCCUGAAUCUAGGCAACAUAUUGCACUCCAGGAGCAUCAGAUCCGUACAAGGCUUCAAGGAGACACAACUAUCCAGGGUGUCGGAGAAGAUGAUGGCGUGGGAGACGAGAUCCAGGGGAUCAGAGAGGAGCGAGAAGUGCGAGACGAGAUUGGACGAGCUAUUGUAGGGUUUCUUUUAAGGGUCUUGGAACAGGAUGCGGUCCUAAAGAAUGUUUCCGCGGAAACAUUUUUUUGCCGAAACGUCCUCAUGCUUGAUCCGUUUUCACCAGCUCAGACUGUGCGACAGGCACUUGAUGUUAUUUUCCAAAUUAUUUCUCUUGCUAUGAGCUCAAGGUACUUGGAGUUACCUGUCUAUCCGGCUCCUGCUCCAGCUGUAACGACUGGAUCUCGGGCAGGGGGCUCAUGGCCGCUAAAUAUACGGUGCACAUUGAACUCGUCAGGAAUGGAGAUCUUGCAGCUUGGCCAACAACUUCUGUUACUUUUAAUCCGUUUUACAGAAGGUGGAGUGCUCUUACCAGGCAAGGGCCUGGAAGAACUAGCGCGCGAGGUCUUAUCUAGGUUAAGUAAAAUGAAUAAGGAUAGAAAGCUUCUGAGCCAUGGUUCUAAAGUAUCGACUGGAUCGUCAUCAAGCCGACCUUCUACUGCCACAUCGACAGCCAUGCCGUUUACGCUCGAGAGGUAUAGUUUGGAUCAGACAGAGAUUUUUUUGAAAGCUCUGAUUCAAGGACCAUGUCUAUUGGAUUCAGGGACAGGGUCUGGGGCUGGUGUAAAAAUGAAGAGAGAAAAGAAAAAUGCUCUGGCUUCUCUCAUAUUGGAUAACAUAUCGCCAGGAGCAGAGGAGGGGGGAAUGGAUAUUUCGUUCAAUUUUGAUGAAGCAGAUGAUUACAACACAAUCUUCAAAAGUCAGACUGGGAUAUGCAUGGGAUCAAGUGCAUUUGUGAUGGUACUGGUUGACUUUUGGUUCCGGUCCAAGACAAUUUAUAGUGGUGGGGGAUCGGCAAUGAGUGGUGGGGGAGCACAGCUAAGUUUCCGACGAGUCAUAGAGGAAUAUGCGAUGCCAAUUCGUGUGCGUCCGGCUGGUACCUCAUCUUCUAAUACAUCUAUAGGAUUGACAUCAAGCAAUAAGACUGAAAAGGGAAAAAAAGCAGGGACGCGAAGCUCGGUGAGACGGCGUAAAGCAUCUUUAAUAUCAGAAGAGGAAGAGGCAGAAUUGUUAUUGGCAAGUAUUAUUUCACCCACAAUGGAUACUGAGCCGGAGGGGCAUGAACAAUGGAAUGCAAAGGAUCUAGAGCAGAUUGAGUGGACAGUGAUGAUGAUCGAGGUACUUGUGGAGUCCUGGAUCGAGGCUCGAGGAAUUAGGCGAGAUGAGAUCGAAGGUACUGGAUUGGAGCAGGUGCUCUAUCCAAACGAGCCUCGCGAGAGUCAAAGAUUAACUAGGGAUCAGGAAAAGUCGAUUUCAGGAUGGGUGGCGAUGUCUAAUCUGUUGGAUAAGAUUGGAGGAACAUUGAAAAUCCGAUGGGGGCUCCUUGAGAACAUUAUUGAGGCUGCGAUCAUGGUGGAAGAGCUUUGUCUCCGCUGAGUGUUCGAAAUUGUGAC